Cylicocyclus nassatus is the source of this 4642-nucleotide messenger RNA. The record is from the annotation of a GenBank genome assembly. Lineage: Eukaryota; Metazoa; Nematoda; Chromadorea; Rhabditida; Strongylidae.
GUUACAUUUUCUAUAAGGGCUUUGAAUAGCCAGAAAUUAGUUAAUAGCACGUUAUAAUCUGGUUUCUGCUCCUCAUCUACUAUUACUCGGCGAAAUAGGUAGUUGAAACAACGUACGGGUAUGUCUGAUGGCGGAAGUUUGGCACCAAGAGCUAAAGGUCCACCUACGGUCACUGGUUUAUCACCCACCGAAGGCACCCCUGGCACACAAAUCACCAUUCGUGGUGAAAACCUAGGUACAGAUCAAAAUGAUCUUCUCAUGCUUUUCAUUUGUGGUACCGACUGUCUGCAGACUGCAAAAUGGAAGACAGAGAAGAAGAUCGUAGCACGUUUGGGCCAGGCUAAUCGAGGAUUAGGCGACAUCAAGAUCGCUACAAAAUCCGGUGGAAGGGGUAUUUGCAAUGUGAAAUUCAGGGUAUUUAUUGCUCAAGUAGGACCCCUAGAAGAGUCCGCCGUAUGGGUUGAUGAGACGCAAACAGUGCCUGGGCGAGAAGCUGUUCGAACAGUAGCGCAAGCCUCAGAGGAACGCGAUGCGCUUGGCUUGAAGCCAACCACAAAGAAGUUGGACCCCGCUUCUCUGUCGAAAAUGUUUCCUGAUGGAUCGGGGAACAUCCGUAUGGAGAGCUUUAAUCCACAAUGGUAUUUAUUGGAACAUCAUUCUGAAACUCCAAUAGAAGAACUACGUGAAGCCAUUGAGAAUAUGAAAGUUGCCAAGGCUGACGAAGCCAAGAAAAAUGAGCAAAUGCACAAGGCUAAUCUAUACUCAUUGAUCAAUUGCGUCGACUCAUUAGCGGCAUUGCAUGACGAGUUAGAGAGAAGUAAUAAAGCAGGAGAAUUUGCAGUCAUCAAGCAGAUAGGAAGCCAGAUUGCCGAAGCUAGAGUGAAAGCAGAAAGUGUAUUCAAGGACGUUCUUUCACGAAAAGAUCGAGCAGAUGCCACAAGAAACGCGCUAUCUGUCUUGACUCGUUUCAAGUUCAUAUUCUUCCUUUCCAAGACAAUUGACGACAACAUGAAGAAGGGCGAGUACCUGACGAUUCUGAACGAUUAUAUGAGAGCGAAAUCGCUUUACAAGGAUACUGAAGUCACUUUGUUCAAAGAAUUGAUGGUUCACUUGGACAACAAGAUGGAUAAAUUCAAAGAAGAGAUGAAGCAUAAGUUGAUUGAUACUUCAGCUUCAUUUGAAGAACAAAGUAAACUCAUAAAGUACUUGAAGAUACUUGAGCCAGAUUCUGAUCCUACAUGGGAAUGCAUCACCGCAUAUCACUGCUGGCUUGAGGACAUAUUGUGGAAGUUGCAAGAGGAUCACUUCAAAAAAGCGUUGGAAGCAGAGAAAACUGCUCAAGAUAAUCGGUUUGCCAUGGUUGAAACAAAUGAAAGACAGUCAUUUGUGUCAUCAUUGGUUUCGAUUCUGAUGAAUAAGCUACAGUCUUUCUGGAAACUAUCAAACACCUACUCCACAAAUGAUGAGCGGUGGACACAACGACAAGAUGAUAUCAAUCAAAUGCUCAUCAAUACCAUAAAUGUCUCCUCAUGGCUCUUACUAAACGCGUUAGUCCCGAAAGCUUUGCCAGAUGACGUCAUUAAAAGGUAUGAAGCUCAAUUUGUCAGAUGGCCCGAUGUGUCACCACAAGUCAACCGCACCGUUCUUACGCAAAGUUUAAAGGCUCUCAGGUCAUUCAUUUCAUCGUUACUGGAGGCUCAAUUUACCAAUGCUCACGUUCAGCCAUUGAUAGAAUUAUGUAUGACUGUGCGAUUAAAAGUGGUAUCCGACGUAAUUGACAAGGGAGUAGAAAAUAUUUGCGCCCUUGGCAGCAAAGAGAAUUGGAAACAAGAUUUCAGUUCUACAGUAGCUGCCAAAACAGCCCUCCCAGAUUUUUACGAGAACGAGGUGUUCGAUUGUUUGUCAGCUGUUCGUGAUGCGUUGUCGACUAAUGGUUAUCCGGGAGAAGCUUGUUUAUUUUCCCGCGAAAGAUUCAGAACAACCCUUGUUGACAUAUUUGUACAUCUAGUGACAUCGAUAAGACAUUGCUUUGACAGACUCUUGAAUCUCCGCGCUGAUCUGAAAAAACCGCAAGACCUUGACCUCAAUCGCAAAGAUGACGAAAAAUCUCAUCUUACCACAAAGAAGCUUCUCAUAAGUAUAUGCAACCUCGAAUAUAUACUGGAAAAUGCAUUGAAAGGUAUCAACAAACGGAUGUUUGAUUGCGGAGUAAAAUAUGCAGAUGAGGUUCAUGAGAAGGCAAAGGCGAAGUUAUCAGUUUAUCGGCAAACUCUGGUUCGGUGCUACAUAAUGAUCAAAAGCAGUGCUUUUUCAACGCUGAUAGAUUCAGCCAACUAUGAGUAUAUACCUGAUGAUGAUGUGUCUGACUAUGCAAAGGAAAUGAUGAUGUGUUGUGUAUUACAACAAGCUGAAUUAGAACUUUGUUCACCUCAACUCACAUCGGAAUGUCUACAGGCUACAGUACAAAAUGCUUUUGUUAAUUUAUUGGAUCAGCUAGAAGCUCGUGAACCUGCUUCGGAAAGAGAAGCAUCUCAACGUGUCAUAGAUAUAUGUGCCUUGGAACAAGCUCUGGGAGGAUUUACAAAUUUGGAAACGAGGACACAUGUCAACGCAUAUCGCGCUGGUUUAGUGGGACAACUCGAUCAGCGAAAGCUCCAACGUUGUUUGAACAACAUGCGAGCUUCGAUGCGAAUGGCAAUGGAAAGCUUGGAAGGAGAUAUUGUAAUUAGGAGAGCUUCCCAUGUAUUUCUUAUUGAAGUGAUUUAUCAUCUUGUCAUAUGUUCAAGGAUGCCUGUGAUAUGGGUAUAUUGCCCAGGUACCAAUAGAACUCAAAAGUCAUCGAUGGAGAUGCGGAGAUACUGCGAUAAAUGCUCAUUAAAAAUUUGGACAAUUCUAAUGCUUAUUUUAGUCAUGCUAUCGAUUAUGAGGCUCAGUAGAGGAUGGAUUCAUGAUGGAGUAGAUUAUGAAAUAGGGAAUCGAAAGCGAUUUGUGGUCGUUGUUCGGAUGGAAUGCCUACUAACAUUGUGUAGCAUGUUUAUAUAUAGUCAGUUGAUGUCCUACUAUGAUCUUGAGGAAAAUGAGUUGCUAAAACAUGAGAGGCGCGUGGUCAUGAGAAAUCGAGAACGAGCUUCAAGGAUAUUAGUGGUCUUUUUGUUCCUCUCGCAAGCUGUGUACUUCUUGUAUUUUGCUUCAGACAUAGUUCAGUUCCUCUUCUUUGAUAUUUGUGCUUUGUGCUCAGGCAUUUGGACGAAUCUGUUAGGCAUCGUAGCUGGCUUCUUUUUGAUUAACUGCGCUUUAUAUGUGCUAGAUAGAAUACCAGCGGCAAAGCCGUUACUAGAUAGGUUAUACUCCCUUGCUUAUAUUGGUAGAAUCCUUACUGACCGAAAACAUCAAAUAAGAGUUGCACUUGUUGCCACGGCUGUGAUGUCCGCAUUAAUGUGGUUCAGCAGCGACAAGAUCGUCGUGAAGGAGAUCGUUAUCCCCGUCAAAAAUUUUUCUGGAGCUGAUGGCGGAGUACGCAUAGCACUUGUAUCUGAUGUUCAUACUGGAGCUAGCGUUCAUGCAAGUCAGAUCGAGAAAAUGGUCACUACCCUUUUUGAUCUAGAUAUUGAUGCAGUUGCUCUAGUUGGCGACCUAGUCGAUGGUCCUGUGGAACAGCUGCGCGACCGCGUUAUACCUUUAUGGAAACUGACACAUAGAUUCCCCACAUAUUUUGUCACUGGUAAUCAUGAGUACUACUAUGGUGAUGCUAGAAAGUGGCUUGAUCUGUACAAAGACCAUCGCAUUCGUGUGCUGAAUAAUAAAUGUGAGAUGUUCCACAGAAUCUGUAUCGUUGGUGUGAAUGACGUCUCCAGCGAGACUUCUGGUAUUGCGGAUCAUCACAUGAAUCUCACUGCAGCGAUGAGUAAUUGCUCGGCAGGCUCAACCCGCGUGGUCUUAGCCCAUAAUCCCGCUAGUGUACUUGAAUUUUCGCAUAGCGAUCUUGAAAAAGUCGAUGUCGUUUUAUCAGGUCACACUCACGCUGCGCAAUACUAUGUGCUUGCACCGCUGAUUUUCGGAGUCUUGCCAUACUUUCACGGUCUUUAUGAUCUCCCUCAUGGAAAUGGAAAACUUUUCGUUUCUGCGGGGACGCUGUACCAGGGAGCACCCAUGAAAAUGCUAAGGAUGUCGGAAAUAUGGGUCGUGAACAUAGUGGCUGCUAGAUGAAGCUUCUUUGGUUGAGGCAAACAUGACAUUUUAUUGCGAAUUCGGGCAUCAGAAUGACAUAGAUUUCUUUAUUGGUCUGACUGCAUUUGCCAUUUUAUCUUAUCAUACAUGUGAUGUUAUUGCACCAUAGUCUGUGAGAACUUAUCUGGUAAAUUCGCUCUCUAUCUGUUUGUGCAAUCUGUGCCGUAGGUCACCAAUUAAAAAUGCUUUACUUUGUCUGAAGGUUUCCCAAACUGAAAAUGCUCAGUCAUGAUGUCAGUGAUAUUUUUUGGAUAGUGUAGAACCUUUAUAGCAGUUUCUUUUGCAUUUUCACCGCUUUUCAAUAUUGCAUUUUUCUUCUAGGUACUGUGAUGUGAUUUUCUCUAGCGAAGAUUGGGUUAAAAUAUGAUGGGUUUUACUUAUUGUUCACCGUGGUUUCUCAUAAAGUUUUAUGAAA